GAAGGAACAAAGACUUACCUGUAAAAAAAUUGCCCCCUUAUCAGUUUCUUCAUCAUUUGUGCCCAACCUGUUCGUAGAUCCCCAGAAAAAUUUCUUUUCUUUGAUUUUAAUUCCUCUUGGAGCACAAAAUCACAGAUUUAGGAAGAAUUAAUUAGAGUUGAUAUGAAAUUAGGGUUGGAUAUUGUCUUCGAGCUCGCCUGCGCCACGCACGUUCGACCUCGCCUGUAGGGCCUCGCCCUCGCCUGUGUCGACUCGCCAGAAGCUCGUCGCCUCGCCUGCGCCGUCGACUGGGCCUCGCCUGAAGUCGCUCAAGCUCGCCGAGGUUUGGAUCUACACCCUGUUUCCAACAAUCACUUCAGCUUAGGAGCAAGGAUUUGAAUUUCACGGUCUUCUCUGAAAUGGCCGACGAUGAGAAAGAGGAAGAGGUCAUUCCACCUCGUGGAGUUGACUGGGAGGUUGUAUCUCUUACAGCAUCAGCAUAUGCUGCUGCUCCCUACCCAAAGGAUUUUGACCCAAAUGACGAAGUUGGAAGCAAGCAGGAGUCUUCUAGUCCAAUGUUCAUGUCUGGCCACUUUGUUUUUCCACCAAGCGAGCAUGAAAAUCUUCCAAUAGAACCCGAGAUACAAAACAUAUCUGAGGGUGAUACUGUAAUUUCUGCUGAGGAGGAAGGCGAGGAUGACAAACAGAAUAUGCUUGAUGACGACUCACAAGGGCCCAAACAUUUUGACGAUGGAACUGCUGUUUCUGCUCGCAGUUUGGAGUUUGAAGAGGUAAAAGAGUUGCUAAGCAUGGAGACUGCAAAUCCUGGCGACUCUCCUAAUCAGGACCUUAACUCCCCUCGUAAAUUUGAAAAGUUAAGUGAUGCUGACAGUUAUGAUGCCUCUGGUCAUCCUUGUUGGGCAUGGUGGAAGAAAAAUGCAUCAUCAUUAUAUCACCAUGCAAAGGAAGCUAACACAUUCUGGUCUAUCUUUGUGGCUGCUGCUCUGACAGGACUUGUCAUUUUGGGGAAGCGGUGGCACCGAGAUAAAUGCCACGCUCAGGAACUUAGGCAUCACCUUAACAUCAACAAUGAGAAGACGAAAGGUGCAAUGGCGCCCCUAGGACGGCUCAAAAAUAUCAUCAUCAGCAGCCGUUGAAUUGGUGAUAAUGAUGAAGAUGAUGACGAUAAUGAUGAAGAUGCUUAUGGCAGCUAUCACAGAAUUUAAUUGAGAGAAGCUGGUUGGCGGUGUUAAACUUUUAUAAGCGUAUCCCUUGUGAUAUGGAGCGUUUGAGAAACUUACAAACUCUUGGUUGAGACCUACUUUCAUGUUAUAUUGUAUAUCUAGUUUACCGCUGGAACUUGAUUAUAAUAAUGUUCGAGCCUAAAAUGUUGAGAAAAGAUUGGAGUCACGUUUGAUGUGGUAAAGUUUUAUGUGGCUUUCACAUUGAUUGUGAGUGAAUAAGGUGUUUUCCACUUGUAAACUAUGUUGCUUUUUAGAAAAGCUUUCAUGGGGCAGCAAA
Molecule: messenger RNA, 1500 nt
Organism: Asparagus officinalis (garden asparagus)
Lineage: Eukaryota; Viridiplantae; Streptophyta; Magnoliopsida; Asparagales; Asparagaceae
Product: ATG8-interacting protein 1
Exons: 4
Coding region: 399-1136 (245 amino acids)
Cellular component (GO): intracellular membrane-bounded organelle
Source: RefSeq, a predicted model, not a curated record